Toxotes jaculatrix (banded archerfish) is the source of this 480-nucleotide messenger RNA. Its product is annotated as ninjurin-2-like. The record is from RefSeq and is a predicted model, not a curated record. The transcript is spliced from 4 exons. NCBI's taxonomy places the organism in Eukaryota, Metazoa, Chordata, Actinopteri, Toxotidae. Bases 1 to 480 code for a protein of 159 amino acids. Gene Ontology annotation, biological process: tissue regeneration; cell adhesion. Gene Ontology annotation, cellular component: membrane.
AUGCAGGGACUGGGGAAGACAGAGAGAGGGGAGCAGGGCCGAGACAUCGACCUGACAUCGCUGAGAUCCACCAUGCCAGCCAGCGGCCCUCUCCAGGGAGGUUCAGCCUCUAAUCUGAACAUGAACCUGUACGCUACCAAGAAGACAGCAGCUGAGGGCAUGCUGGACAUUGCUCUGUUCCUGGCUAACAUCACACACAUGAAGACCGUCAUCGAACAGGGAGCUGGAUACAGGUACUAUGUCGCCGUCCUGACGCUCAUCUCUUUUUCCCUGGCUCUUCAGAUAGUGGCUGGAGUCCUGAUCAUCAUCAUCGCCCGCAGGGACCUGAACGUGGUGUCCAAUCAGAAACGACUCGACUACCUGAACAACGUUGCAACAGGCAUCAUCUUUGUCACCACGGUGAUUAACUUCUUCAUCAGCUUCUUCGGAUCCAAGAGGACUGGCUUCUUCCGCUGGCUGCUGGCUCGACUCCACUUCUGA